GGCCCCGCCCCGGCUGCUUCUCCUCCUCCGUCCUUAAGACUCCGCCUCUUUUCCCUCUACACCGUCACGUGGGCACCCACACCUCAUCAGGAGAGAAGCACCGGGCAUGCGCCUGAUUCCAAGCGUUUUCACCUUCCCACUAUCCGGACUUCAUUUCCCAAGAGGCUGCGUGAGGUCAGGUGACCCAGGACCCACGGCAUUGUGGGAGUGAUCAUUGAGUACUCUUAGCGCGCUUGCGUAGUUUCUUUCUGGCCCGGGAGUUUCAGGGAAUGCGCAUGUGGGAGAGGCGCGUGCCCGGCGGAGGGCGCGUGGACGUGCGCGCGCUCCCGGGCCUGGAGGCGUGUCUGUGAUGUGCGAGCCUGAGGUUGUGUCCGGGACUCCCCGGGCUCCGCCUGGUCUCCUGCUGUGUGGCCGGGCCACCUCCCAGGCAGCCUCGGGAGGGGGAGCGCCUCCCGCAUCUUACAGAAGGGGAAACUGAGGCAGGCCGGCCAGUGCCCGAGGCUGGAUUGGUCUGAGGUCUCCGGGCCGGCGCCAUGUGAGACACCGUCCCUGCGUCCGGCGGGGGAGGAGGGCUCUCUGGUUCUCUCUCAUCCUGCUGGGGGCUGUGGGUGGGUGCGGGCAGCCCUGGGGGAGAGCCCGUCCCUCCUGCCCUGCUGGUGUCCCCCGGGGGGCGGGGGGAGACAGACCUGGCGGGGAGACCUCUCCCGGAGCUCCGGGGCAGUGGCUGAGGAACAGCAGCAGCAUCUGGGGCCAGGAGGGGCAGGACGUGUCCGUUGGGAGCGCCCGCAGGCGGACCUGGGCCCAGUGACCAUGGAGAGUGGGACAGAGGCCCCAGACUCCGCCCUCCCCCGAGCCGUAAGCCGAGGUCAGCAUGAAGAGGGAACGACCCCUGGGCUCCUGGUGGCCCCCAGCUCCCUGGUAUCACUGACCUUCGGGGACGUGGCUGUGCUCUUCAGCCCAGAGGAGUGGAAACGCUUGAACCCAGCUCAGAAGAUCCUGUACCGGGAGGUGAUGCUGGAGAACUAUGAGCACCUGGUCUGUGUGGGGCUUCUCGUCUCCAAGCCAGAGCUGAUCUCAAAGCUGGAAGAUUGGGGAGGCUCAUGGACGUUGUUGGAGGGAGAGCCCAGAAGCCCCUGUCCAGAACUUGAGACUAGGCUGGAGACCCAAAAGACAGUUCAGAAGAUGGGCAUUUCUAUGGAAGAAUCAUUGAAUGAUGAUCAUAAAAGCGUUGUUCCUUGGGAUUUUAAACCUGGAGAAACUUGUAGUCGUGAUAUCAAGUUUGAGAGAUAUCAGUGCCACAAGGAGAGAGACUGGAAGCCAGGAACAGCUACUCAGGAAAAAAUUCCUAAUGAAGCAAGAAUCCAUGAAUAUAACAAAUCUAGGGGCAAUUUCAGUUCACAGUCAGUCUUUGGUUUACACAGGAAUGGUUUUUCUGAACAGGAACUUUAUAACUGUGAUACACAUGAAAAUAAUUUUAAGCCAUCUUCAGGCCUGAGUAGUCAUAAUGGAAUCCCAGGAAAGAAAUCUCACAAGGAUAAUGAAUAUAAUAAAACCUUUAGUGAAUGCACAGACCUUAUUCAGGAUUACAAAAUAGCAACUAAAGCAAAUCCUUAUAUAGAAUUUGGCAGAGCUUUCCAUCACAGACAAUCACCUCAACAUCACAGAAGCCAUUCUGCAGGAAAACUUUAUCCCUGCAGAGACUGUGAAAGAGCGAUAAGCCAGCAGACACACCUGAUUGCACAUCAGGAAAUUUAUGAUGGAAGAGAACCCUGUAUUUGUAGCGAUUGUGGGAAUUCCUUAAGCAAUAGUUCAUCCGUUGUUCUGUGUCACAUAAUUCAUAGUGGGCAGAAAUUCUAUGAAUGUCACAAAUGUGGGAAGCUCUUCAGUAAUUACAUGAGCUUUUUGAUACAUCAGAAAAUUCAUUCUGGAGAAAAACCCUAUAAGUGUAGUAAAUGUGAAAAAGCUUUUACUCAGAGACAAAUCCUUAUUGAACAUCAGAAAAUCCAUUCUGGAGAGAAACCAUAUAAAUGUAGUGAAUGUGGAAAAGCUUUUACUCUGAAGGGAACUCUUACUGAACAUCAAAAAAUCCAUUCUGGAGAGAAACCAUUUAAAUGUAGUGAAUGUGGAAAAGCUUUCACACAACGAGGAAGCCUUAUUGAACAUCAAAGAAUUCAUAGUGGGGAAAAGCCAUAUAAAUGCAAUAUUUGUGAGAAAAAUUUUAGUCAUCCAAGAAGCCUCACACUUCAUCUGAAAAUUCAUUCCGGGGAGAAACCUUAUAAAUGUAGUGAAUGUGGAAAAGCUUUUAUCCAGAGGGGAUCCCUCACUGAACAUCAAAAAACUCAUUCUGGGGAAAAACCCUAUGUAUGUGACAAAUGUGGAAAAGCUUUCACCCAAAAGGGAUCCCUUACUGAACAUCAGAAAAUUCAUUCUGGGGAGAAACCUUUUAAAUGUAGUGAAUGCGGAAAAGCUUUCCCUAGAAAGGGAAAACUUAAUGAACAUCAGAAAAUUCAUACUGGGGAGAAACCCCAUAAAUGUAGCAUAUGUGCAAAAGCCUUCAUCCAAAGACAUCGUCUUACCAAACAUCAAAGAAUUCAUUCUGGAGAGAAACCUUUUAAAUGUAGGGAAUGUGGAAAAGCCUUCACCCAGAGAGGGUAUCUUACUGAACAUCUGAAAACUCAUACUGGAGAAAAACCCUAUAAAUGUAAUGUAUGUGAAAAAGCUUUCAGCCAGAAAGGAGACCUUUCUCGACAUGAAAAAAGUCAUACCGGAGAGAAACCUCAUAAAUGUGAAUGUGGAAAAGCUUUCAGCCGGAAGUUAUAUCUUACUCAACAUCAGAAACUUCACAGUGGGGAGAAAUCUUGUAAUAAUGCUUGUAAUAUGUUCCCUGCGCGCUUGCGCAAUUUCCCCUUGUUUCCCACCCUCCCCCCCCCCCCGGAGUUUCGGGGAGCGCGGAAGAUCGGGAGGCGCGUGCCCGGCGGCACCCGCAUGCCCGUGCGCGCGCGCGCGCUCCUGGAUCUGGAGAGCUCCCAGGCAGUGGCUGAGGACAAGGAGCAGAAGCCGAGGCCUUGGGGGGCAGGACGUGUGGCCAGUCAGAGGCCCCAGGAGGAGGUGACCAUGGAGAGUGGGACAGAGACCCAAGACUCUGCUGUCCCCCGAGACAUGAGCAGAGAUCAGCAUGAAGAGGGAACGACCCCUGGGCUCCUGGUGGCCCCCAGCUCCCUGGUAUCACUGACCUUCGGGGACGUGGCUGUGCUCUUCAGCUCAGAGGAGUGGAGACACUUGAACCCAGCUCAGAAGAUCCUGUACCGGGAGGUGAUGCUGGAGAACUAUGAGCACCUGGUCUGUGUGGGGCUUCUCGUCUCCAAGCCAGAGCUGAUCUCACAACUGGAAGGUUGGGGAGACCCAUGGAUGCUGUUGGAGGGAGAGCCCGGAAGCCCCCGUCCAGACCAAAAUAGUAGUCUUGAGACCAAGAAGAAAAUUCUAAAGCAAAUCAUUUUGGUGGAAAAAUCAUCCCAGGAAAGAUCCUCAAGAGAUCAUCCCAGGAAUUUUAAGUUUGGAGAAGUUGGCAGUUAUGGCCAGAGGAUUAACAGACAUCAAGGCAACCAGAAAAGAGGCUUAAGGCAAGGAAAGAAAGUUUCUAAUAAGUCAAGAGAGCGUAAAUAUGUAUUUAGGAAAACUUUCCGUCAAAAAUCAGUCCUUGAAAUACAAAGGAAUAUUCCUUCAGAAAAGAAUCUCCAUAAAUAUGAUACACAUGGAAAUAGCUUUAAAUUGUAUUCAGACUUGAAUAGUUAUAAUGGAAUCUCUUCGGGAAGAAAAUCUCAUAUGAUUAAUGCUUACAACAAGGCCUUCAGUUACCAUUCAGACCUUAUUCGCUAUCACAGGAUAAUAGCUAGAGAAAAACCCUAUGCAUCUGAUGAAUUUGGUAGAGUCUUCCAGCAGAGGCGACACCUUACUCGACAUCACAGAAUUCGACCUGGAGAUAAACCUUAUACGUGUACAGAAUGCGGGAAGACCUUUAGUCGAAUUCCCUAUCUUAUGCUACAUCAGAGGAUUCAUACUGGAGAGAAGCCCUAUAAAUGUAAUGUAUGUGAAAAAGCCUUUUGCCAAAGAGGACAUCUCACUGAACAUCAGAGAAUUCAUACUGGAGAAAAACCCUAUCAAUGUAACAUAUGUAAAAAAGCGUUUACUCAGAGUGGACAUCUUACUGAACAUCAAAAAAUCCAUAAUGGAGAGAAACCCUACAAAUGUAGCGAAUGUGGAAAAACCUUUAGCAAUAAAUCAUCCCUUAUUCUACAUUGCAGAUUUCAUACUGGAGAAAAACCAUAUAAAUGUUAUGAAUGUGGAAAAGGCUUCACCAACAGCUCAGUCCUUAUUGUGCACCAGAGAAUUCACACUGGAACCAAACCCUAUAAAUGCCACGAUUGUGGGAAGGCCUUCCUUCAGUAUAUAGGCCUUGUAGUCCAUCAGAGAAUUCAUACUGGAGAAAAACCUUAUAAAUGUCACAUAUGUGAAAAAGCCUUCAGCCAGAGUGGACAUCUCAGUGAACAUCAUAAAAGUCACAAUGGAGAAAAACCCUAUGAAUGUAAUGAGUGUGGGAGAGCCUUCAGCAAUACCUCAUCCCUUAUUCUGCAUCACAGAAUUCAUACUGGAGAAAAACCUUACAAAUGUAAUGAGUGUGGGAAAGCCUUUAGUAACAGCUCAGUUCUUACUGUACAUCAAAGAAUUCACACGGGAUCAAAACCAUAUAAAUGUCUUGAAUGCGGGAAGGCCUUUCUCCAGUGUAUAGGUCUUAUUGUACAUAGGAGAACUCAUACUGGAGAGAAACCCUAUAAAUGCAAUGUAUGUAAAAAAGCCUUCAGUCAAAGGGGACACCUCACUCAACAUUUGAAAAUUCAUAAUGGAGAGAAGCCCUACACAUGCAGUGAGUGUGGAAAAGCUUUUACCCAGAGGGGACACCUUACUGAACAUCGGAGAAUUCACAGUGGAGAGAAACCAUAUACAUGUAAUGAAUGUGGUAAAGCUUUUAGCAAUCACUCACACCUCACUCUCCAUCACAGAAUUCACACUGGAGAGAAGCCCUAUAAAUGUAGUGAAUGUGGAAAAGCUUUCAGUCAAAGGGGUCACCUCACUGAACACCAAAGAAUUCAUACUGGGGAGAAGCCUUACAAAUGUACUGAAUGCAGCAAAGCCUUUAGCAGCCGUUCACGGCUCACACUACAUCAUAGAAUUCAUACCACAGAAAAACCACGUAAACGUCGUGAACGUAAAAAAGCCAUCCCCCACGAUGUGGACCUUCCUCAGUGUCAGAGAAUGAAAACUGGGGGGAAGUGUCAUAAAUGUACUGAAUGUAGCAAAGCCUUCCGAAGCAACUCUUCCCUAGCUCUUCAUCAGAGGAUUCACAAUGGAGAAAAGCCCUAUGAAUGUAGUGAAUGUGGAAAAGCAUUUACCCGGAGAAUAUAUCUUACUAAACACCAGAGACUUCAUAAUGGGAUGAAAACUUAUAAAUGUAGUACAUGUGGUGAGAAUAGUACUCAGUGUACAUGUCUUAUGCAACAUAAGAUAAUUCACUCUAGAGAGACACCUUCCACGUCUGGUAAUUAUUCAGAAACCUUCAAUAAUAAUUCAUCUCUUACUCCACAUUCCAAAAAUCAUAAUAGGAAAAAAUCCUUUGAAUGUUAUGAAUGUGGAAAGCCUUUCAGCAGUCGUGCAGGCCUUAUUGUACAUCUGAGAGUUCAUACAGGAGAGAAACCAUACAAAUGUAACAUAUGUGAAAAAGCCUUCAGUCAGAGAGGACAUCUAACUGAACAUCAAAAAAUUCAUAAUGGAGAAAAGCCCUAUAAAUGCAGUGACUGUGGAAAAGCCUUUAGCCGGAGAAUGUACCUUACUCAGCAUCAAAGAAUUCACACCGGAGUUAAACCUUAUAAAUGCAACAUAUGUGGUAAGGCCUUCACCCAAUCUUCAGGCCUUACACAGCAUCAGAUAAUUCAUUCUAGAGAGAAACUCUACAAAUGUAGUGAAUGUGGGAAAGCCUUCGGUAACAGCUCAUCACUUAACUUACAUCAGCAAAUACAUGUGGAAGAGAAACCUUAUAAAUGUAAUGAAUGUGGAAAAAUUUUUAGUAAUCAGUCAUCUUUUCAUCUACAUCAGAGAACUCAUACAGAAGAAAAACCCUAUAUAUGUAGUGAAUGUGGAAAAAUCUUUAGCAACAAUUCAUCCCUUGAUCUACAUCAGAGAAUUCAUUCCACAGACAAACCCUAUAAAUGUAAUGAAUGUGGAAAAACCUUUAGUCAGCAGGGAGGUCUUGCUCAGCAUCAAAAAAUUCAUAAUGGGGAGAAACCGUAUAAGUGUAAUGAAUGUGGGAAAGCUUUCAUUUAUAGUAUGCAACUCACUCGACAUAUGAGAACUCAUACUGGGGAGAAGCCCUAUAAAUGUAGUGAAUGUUCUAAAGCCUUCAGUGAAAGCUCAUCCCUUAUUGUCCAUCAGAGAAUUCAUUCUGGAGAAAAGCCAUAUAAAUGUAACGGAUGUGGGAAAGUCUUCAGUGCACAGGGGAGCCUUACAAAUCAUCAGAGAAUCCAUACUGGAGAGAAACCUUAUAAUUGCAGCGAAUGUGGGAAAUCUUUCAGCUCCAGCUCAUCCCUUGCGAGACAUAAAAGAACACAUACUGGGGAAAAGCCCCAUAGAUGUCUUCAAUGUGGGAAAGCCUUUACUCACAGGUCAUCCUUUACUGUACAUCAGAGAAUUCAUACUGGGGAGAAACCCUACAAAUGUAGUGAGUGUGGAAAAGCUUUCAAUGAGGGAAGAGGACUUCUUCAACAUCAGAGAAUUCAUACUGAAAAGAAAUUCUAGUUCAGUGAUUUUGGGACAAACUUCCCCCAAUUGAAAAAUUAUUUGGGAUCAGAAAAUUCAUGCUUGACAGAAAAAUAAUACAAAUAAUAUGUAUGUGAAAAGACCUUGUGGAUUAGUGCAGGUAUCAGAGACUUCAUAAAAAGGGAUGAACUCUUGUUAUAAAUACCGGGAAGCUUAAGAUUUGUUAACGGAUGUAUCUGAGAAUUAUGAUAAUUAGUUUUUCAUUGGGGAAUUGAGAGAAAAAAAGGUUUCCCUAGACAUUUGCCUCUUCCCUACAACACACCUGGCCACAGUACAUUUGUAUAGAUCCAAGUAAGAGGUUCAAGGUGUGAGACCUAGCAGCUCUUGGCCUCUUAGCUUUCUAGAAUAGAAAAAAAAGGAAUCUGUUCCUUAAAACAUUUUAGUAAGAUAACACAGGAAAUAUAAAGAUGCUAAUAACCUGAAUUUCUACUGAGAUAUAUUUAUAGGCAGCUCUGUUAAUUGUGAGCACCAAUUCACAUCAUUUUUAUUGAUGUACAUCUAACAGUUCUCAAUGGCCAUCGUCAUGAAACCUGAUUGAUAGCUUGUUCUUUGGAAUCUAAAAAAAGAUGGGGGGUGGGUGAAUAUGGAUCUUAUAAUUUGGAGAUAUAUAGAGAAAAGGUGAUGGGAAGUUGUUCCAGAAGUACAGAAACUCAAUAGUGAGUGGUGUUUGUGCACCUCUCCAUGGAAAUGAAGGAUCUGGCAGUUAUUUAACAAUGUGGAGUAGAAACCAAAUGAGACAGAAACUGUCAUUCUGGGCUCCCCAGGGUAUUCUCCAUCCCAAAGUUUUGGGUGUCCUUAUUCUCAUCCCUUCCCUGCCCUAGACUUUCAAAUUGCAUCUUGAUCUCCCCAUCACAUUUCUUCCCAGCAUCUUAGAUGUAUCAGCAUGGUUAAUUUGCAUUCCUAAUUAGGGUAACUAUGAAACAGACAUCUCUUCUAUCCCUCCAGGCAGUGUGAGUUAAUUAAGCUGAAGGAAUCUGCCAUUGGAAAUGUCCUAGGUUCUAUCACAGAUUUUAGACUUUUAAGGGAGGUCUUUGGAGUUGCUUCAAAUCACAGUAUCACCUACAUAAAAGGGCAGCUUGAGGAUCAAAUAGUGGAGAAGGAUUGUGCUUUCCUUAGGGCCCUCCAGGGACAAUGCCCUAGAGACUGUAAACAGGAGAGUUAGGAGUGUGACAGAAACAAGUGAAAUGAUCAAAAGACAGUUUAAGAGCAUAGGGACUUCCUGGGGAGGCCACACUGAAAGGGAGGGUUCUUUCCAGCUCCCAGGAGAGGAGGGCGUUGCUGGGUUUCAGGCUCAGGCUGCUCAAAUCACCUAAGUCUAAGGUUUCUCUAGCCCUGACUGAAGCAACUUUGGGUGACAAGGACAGAACCAGCAGCCCUUACCUGUGCUCUGGAAGUUUCUCAAACUUUGGAACUAUGGACACCCACCAAAAUACCAGGGAAUGUUUAGUGGAGAGCAUCUUCUCAGGGAAGAUCAUCUUUCUGGCAUGGGAUACUCUCUAGGGAGAGCAAGCCUUUGGGAAAGGAGGUUGAGUUGUGGGACACCCGGACUGGAGGAGUAGGCCUGUAGACCUCGGGGAAUUGAGAGACAGUAUAUCUGAAUUCAUUGAGGACUCAAGGGUGGUGAAAAUAACUUGCAUGUCUGACUGAUUGGCUUUAUGAAUGUCUUUUGUUCUCCUACUUCAGUCAUUUCCAAACCCCAGUUGAGCUCUUCUUGAAACAACAAAAGCAUGAGACCAAUGAUAGUUCAAACAAAAUGUUUUACGUAUUUAUAUACACAGACACAUAUGUUUUUCUACAGAGACAUUCCGUGCCUUUCUACCGAAAGGGAAGGGCUUGGUUGUGAUUUCUCAGAGUUAACCUUUUUAAAAUUUCUACUGUUAUCAUCACUCUAUGCUUUUUUCUCCUGGUUCUGCUUCUUUACUCUUAGUCCGUUCAUAAGUUAUUCUUAUGUUUCUGCAUUCCACGUAAUUUUAGUUUCUUAGAGCACAAUACAACAUCCCCUUGCAUUCAUAUACCCUUUUCCCCAAAUGUCAGCCCUGCACUGACCACCUGGGUGGGUCCCAGCUGCCCUGUUCUCACCUGCCUCCUGCAGAUCUGCAGUGUGCUUCAGGGCAGCCCCUGACACUGUCAGGAGCACCUGAACUUAAAUCCAGGCUCAGACGCUCGUGAGAUAUGUGACCCUGAACAAGUCCCUUAGCAUGUUUGCUCAACUGUUAAACUGACAUAAUAAGAGCACCUUUUUCCUGGAGGUGAUGGUGGGGAUCAAAUAAGGUAAUAUUUGUGCAGCGCUUGGCAUAGCAUGCUGACAUGCCUGGCUCGGAGGAGCUACUGGAGAGAUGCUUAUUCCCUUCCCUUCUCCUCUGCCCUUCAGUGGGGAGGACACAUGAAGGUCCAUAGCUGGAGAUCCUUUGUACCAGACCCAUGGAAACAUCGAUAGUUACCAGGCCCUUGGCCAGGUGAGAAAGACAUCCCAAUGGCAAAGAAUCAUGUAAAGAACCCACCACCUGCAUAUGCAGAGAAGGAAACCUAAAUCUUGGGGGUUAGGUACCUCCCCAAGGACACACUUUAAACGGCAGAGUAUCUGACAUCAAACCUAGCCCUCUUUCCACGACACCCAUCCGAAGGUCAUAACUGAAGGGGCUCAGGAGCCAGCUUCUAGGAUGUGGGAGAGCAGCAUAGGCAGCUCCAUGGACAAAAGGAAUGGACUCAUUAGUACCUUAGAGUAGGGGAAAAGAGGUACUUUGGCUUCUCACAGAUGCAUCCAGAAAGGACCUGUUCCCACUGGAGAAAGUCUUCUGUCAUUGAGCUGCCCUCCUCACAUCCCAUCCUGCCACCCAAGUGGAGGUGUUAGCAUGCUGCUUUGGUUGUGCUUUUUCCUUGUUGUCCCCACCCUUGGACACAUCAAAAUCUCCUUUGUGAGAGUAAAAAUGUGCUGUAAUAAAUGGCCUGCUGCUUUAAGAACAUACCACCUUGUCUUUUUCUGGUAGGAAACUUGUGAGUUUCCAAAUGUUAACAUCAUCCUUGCUUUGCUGAGAGAAGAUACUCCCAUGGGAACUGGUGAGCAACAGUGGGCACCAGGGAGAAGCCCUCCCCAUCCAGUUCUCUCCAGAUCUACAGAAUAUUAGAAUCUCAUCCCAAGCCAAAAGUCAGUUCAUUUUGCUUGUUUCAACGACUGAGGAAACAAAGGUUUCUUGUGGAUGAUUGUGAGUUACAGAAAGAAUGGAUAGGCUUCCACAGUAUGAGGUCCUUAGCAAAGUGCAGCAUCAGCAGCUUCCAUUCUCCAGCAACAUCCUCAAGUGCUACUGAUUGGCUGUGAUGUGGAGGAACCAGUACCUAGCUUUAGAGAACUGGGGGUUUUCUUUCCUUACAGAAGGAAACUACCAAAAUGAUUUCCCCAGCAGAAGUGGUUGGAAAGAUAGGGACUUCAUGGGGGCUUAGUCUAUGUGCUGUAACUUAUCAGCCAAUCUCUUCCCUAACACCCUCUUGUUGGUUCAAAGGAUUAAAUGCACUGGAAUUACCAGUUGGUCAGCGCAUUUAUUAUUCUUAAGUGCUUACAAUGUGCCAGGGGUGCAAAAAAGAACAAAAACUGUCUUCGUUCAUGUUUUAGUGAAGGUGACAUGUAACCUGAAUCCUAUUUCACAUAUGAGAAAUAUACAGUGUAACUAAAAGCAAAUCUCAGAGCAAAGGCACCAGAAAUGACUUGCAGAAGGUGGGAGUUAAAGAGUUUCUGGAAGGAAGCCUGGGAAACUAAGAACUGGGGAGGGGACAACAUAGUGUUCCCAGCACAGAGAGCAUCUAGAGUCAGGAGGUGAAGUAUUAUAAGCAUACACCUGAAUUGUAGAGCUUGUAAAGAGACUGGAAAUGUAGGGAAAAGGCAGAUUGUGAGACUUAAAAAAAACAAAAACAAAAACAGAGGAUUUUAUAUUUGAUCCUAGAGAUAAUCAGGAGCAAUUAAGGUUUAUUGAAUAGGAGGGAAAUGAUCUGAUAUGGUC
Messenger RNA from Sarcophilus harrisii (Tasmanian devil), 10859 nucleotides. Its product is annotated as zinc finger protein 91. Gene Ontology annotation, biological process: regulation of DNA-templated transcription. The transcript is spliced from 11 exons. Bases 811 to 6846 code for a protein of 2011 amino acids. Lineage: Eukaryota; Metazoa; Chordata; Mammalia; Dasyuromorphia; Dasyuridae. The record is from RefSeq and is a predicted model, not a curated record.